AUGCACAUGCACAGAAGGAAAGGGCAUCAGAGAAGUUUUACACUCUAAAACUGCUUUCUAAGCUCAAACUCACACGAUGCCAAACCCGAUUUCUUUCCUGGCACUUCUUUCAUACAUUUCUCUUCUUUAGGAUGAAAAAAAAAAAAAAUUAAAUCAUUAAAGAUUUGGGCAAGCAGUGGGUCCUCAUUACAGCACUUGUUCCCUUCUCUGUUCCAGGGAUGACCUGCCAAGCCCGGAGCUCGUACAUCACGAGCGAGAUCCUCUGGGGUUAUCGCUUCACCCCCGUCCUCACGCUGGAGGACGGCUUUUAUGAGGUCGACUACAACAGCUUUCACGAAACCUACGAGACCAACACCCCAGUUUACAGUGCCAAAGAGCUGGCAGAGAUGGCCAGCCGAGCAGAACUGCCCCUCACGUGGUCUGUUUCCAGCAAGCUGGACCAGCACGCCGAGCUGGAGGCAGAGGAGGAGGAGAAGAAUCAGGAAGACCAAAACGAAAGAAACGGCGACGUGGCCAACUUGGAGAACGAGUCCAAAGUGUAGGGGCAACAGAGGCACAAAAGGCCACUCCACCCUCUUGUUCUUCUCCCUCUUGGCUCCCAGUUUCUUCCUGCCUUUAAUUCUCAGUUUUCCUUCCGAUGAUUCUCAGUUCCUGGAAAAUAAAUACUCAAGAUGCGAAAUCAUCUACCUGCCCAGUUCCAGCUCCGGAGAUGCACAGACUCCAGGGCGUGGGGUAAAGCUGCAGUACCCGCUGGGAAUGCUGGAAUCUCCAUCCCCACCCUGGCAGUGACUGCUGGGUCAAGACCUCCAGGUUUAUUCACCACGAAAAGAGAAAAAAAAGCCACCCAAAUGCAGCAGAAACAUAAACAAGGGAUGGAAAAGGAAAGACUGAUUCGUCCAAGAGGACCUUGACUCUGGUUUUUAUGUAUUUCAGGACGCUUUCACAGGCUGGGGGGACAGACAAACCUCUGUGAAAUGGGCCCCGCAGCUUUAAGGGGGAAGGUGAGCAGAGGGCCCUGCAAUCCAACAAAACCACUGUACAUACGCCUUAUGUAACUACUUUCUCUUUACAUUUAGUAAUAAACGCCGCAUGUACAAAAGUACUGUAGUAAAGAACUUCUAAAUAAUGUACACACAGACGUUGUAAUCAAACGUAGGCUUAGAAACCAGGCUCCUAGGAAACACCGGGAUGCAAA
Molecule: messenger RNA, 1195 nt
Organism: Empidonax traillii (willow flycatcher)
Lineage: Eukaryota; Metazoa; Chordata; Aves; Passeriformes; Tyrannidae
Product: G protein-activated inward rectifier potassium channel 2-like
Exons: 1
Coding region: 219-542 (107 amino acids)
Biological process (GO): potassium ion import across plasma membrane; regulation of monoatomic ion transmembrane transport
Cellular component (GO): plasma membrane
Molecular function (GO): G-protein activated inward rectifier potassium channel activity
Source: RefSeq, a predicted model, not a curated record